CUUCACCACUAUAAACCUGGUGAAAAUAAAUGUGAAUGUAAUUUUUAAAGAAAGAAACCAUAGCAUUUUAGAUUUCCACUGUUGUGGAUUUUUCUCGUAGUAGGUGGAAGGAUGGCAUGGAAAUGGAAGUAUUCCCCCAAGGAACAGCUGGAGAAUGUGAGCAGCCUGCACCCAGGGCUCACAGGGCUGCAGAACCUGGAGAAUACGUGCUACAUGAAUGCAGUGCUGCAGUGCCUCUGCAGCCUGACCCCACUCGUGCAGUAUUUCCUCUCGGGAAAGUGGAACACAGCCCUGCACGAGGAGAUUGGUGAGUCUGCAACUGCCUUUGGCUGUUUGAUGUCCGACAUGUGGCUAGGAGAGUUUGACUAUGUUUCCCCUGAGGCUUUUCAUUCCGUCUUUGGGAAGCGGUACCCAGCUUUUAGCAAGAGGACUCAGCAUGAUGCACAGGAAUUUCUCAUCUGUGUGCUGGAUGACCUCCACGAGGCUUUCAAAGAGCCAAGCCAAGAAAGACAGAGCCCUGGUGCAAGAGCAAGCACAAGGAGUAGCAGUGGCACGUCAAUUAUAACACAGUUAUUUGAGGGACAGCUCAAUCAUGGUAUCAGGUGUCUGACAUGCAAAGCCCAGACUGACAGACCCGAGAGCUUCACCGUCCUCUCCCUGCCCAUCCCUUCCACCAGAGUGUGCUCUCUGCAGGACUGCCUGGAAUGCUUUUUUCAGCCAGACACACUAACUCUGAACAACCAAAUCCACUGCUACUGGUGUGGAAGCAAUCAAGAUGCAACAGUAAAGGCUUCCAUAACCAAGGCACCACAGAUCAUUAUUUUUCAUCUAAAGAGGUUUGCCUGGCAGGACAAGAACAGAAAAAAACUCUCAACCACCGUCUGCUACCCUUUCAGUGAUUUGGAUCUCUCUCCCUACAUCUCCACAUCGUGUCGCAGCACUACAGAGUACAGCUUGUGUGCUGUAGUGAACCAUGCUGGAGAUCUGGAUUAUGGCCACUACACGGCCUUCUGCAAGCACUCAGUCACCAAACACUGGUACAGCUUUGAUGAUGCCCAGGUCACCAAGAUCCCAGACUCUGCAGUGCAGGCUGACACAGCUUACCUCCUCUUCUACACCUCCCAAGGCUACUGA
This is a messenger RNA of Sturnus vulgaris (Common starling), 1134 nucleotides long. RefSeq names its product ubiquitin specific peptidase 50 (gene USP50). NCBI's taxonomy places the organism in Eukaryota, Metazoa, Chordata, Aves, Passeriformes, Sturnidae. The record is from RefSeq and is a predicted model, not a curated record. Gene Ontology annotation, biological process: protein deubiquitination. Gene Ontology annotation, molecular function: cysteine-type deubiquitinase activity.